UACCAGAAAAAAGAAUAAAAUCUCCAUUGCUUCUUCUGGUUCUCAUCACAGAACCAUCAUUAGCUUUCCCUCUUCUUCUUUUUGUUAUCUUCUUUGAGUUUAGCCUGCAUUGGACUUGGCUUAUCGUCCUCCUCUGCUUCUUCCUCUUUGAUUAUUUUCCACAAUCUAUAAACAAAGAGAUGUCUACAGGGGAAACCAUUGGUAUUAUAGUUGGGGUUACUUUUGGUGCUGUUAUUGUCCUAGCCAUCGCAAUAAAACUUGCAAUAAUCAUAUACUUGAACAAGGCUACAAAAGGAGCCACGCCAUACGCCCAUAUCGAAAUCGGCAACGGCCGAAAACCCAUGUCAAAUCCAACACCACAAGAAUCCUCUGUUGUUCCAGACCCACAAAUUGAAGCAACAAUGAAGAGAUUUUUCAGUAAUAUUGCCAAGGAGAAGCCCAUCAUGUUCUCAGCUCAACAGUUAUCUGGUUUCAGUCAGAAUUACAAAACAAGAUUGGGAUCUGGUGGCUUUGGAGUUGUCUAUAAAGGUGAGUUACCAAAUGGGAUACCAGUGGCAAUCAAACUCCUUAACAAAGCUUCAUACAACCAAGCUAAAGAGCAGUUCAUGGCAGAAGUUAGCACAAUUGGUAUAACAUACCAUGUCAAUUUGGUUAGACUCUAUGGUUUCUGCUUUGAUUCCUCAGUGCAAGCUCUUGUCUAUGAGUACAUGGAGAAGGGAUCCCUUGAUAGUAUAUUAUUCGACAAGAACCAGAGAAUUGAAUGGGAGAAGCUCCAUGAAAUAGCAAUUGGGACAGCGAAAGGAAUUGCAUACUUACAUGAAGAAUGUCAGAAGAGAAUAAUUCACUACGAUAUAAAGCCAGGGAAUGUCCUCCUUGAUGCUGAACUAUUUCCCAAGGUCGCGGAUUUUGGAUUGGCUAAGCUUUCUAACAGAGAUAGUACCCAUAUAACCAUGACAGAUUGUAGAGGGACACCAGGUUACGCUGCACCGGAGAUGUACAUGCCAUACCCUGUGACCAGUAAAUGUGAUGUGUAUAGCUUUGGUAUGCUUCUAUUUGAGAUUUUGGGUAGGAGAAAAAACCUGAAUUCUAAUCUUAGUGAGCCAGAGUAUUGGCUACCAAGAUGGACAUGGGAGAUGUUUGAGAAAGGGAAGCUAAGUGAACUUUUGGAAAAUUUUGGGAUUGAAGAGGAACAUAGAGAGAAGGCAGAGAGGAUGGCAAUAGUGGCUUUGUGGUGUGUUCAAUAUUUGCCAGAUUCAAGACCUUUAAUGAGCAAUGUGGUGAGAAUGUUGGAGGGAGGAAGUGAAAUUAAGUCUCCUCCAAACCCAUUUCAACAUCUAGUCUCUGCUACUCCAAAUUUUACUCUCAGCAUUUCUGAGUCAGAUUCCUCUAUCUCAAAAGAACAAAAAUCUUCUACCUAAAUGUUGACGAUGUUCAUAUGUAGAACCAAUAAUCUUGACUAUGAUAUAGGAACACUUCCAUGUGUCAGUCCAAACCCCUUUCCCAAUGUGGAUGAACUAGAUCUAGGAUCCAAUUGCUCUUUGGGUUUCCCAGGAGCUAGGAUAUAGGAACUUAAUUUGAGUUAUUUUGUAAUUUUAUUAUUUCUUUCUUUAUUAGAAUUAGAUAAAGUUAAUAGUAUUUCCCUAUUUGGUUUUAAAGUGUACCUAGAGUUUGGUUUGGAGUUUAAUUUCAAUUCAGUUUUAGAUUACAAUUAGGAGUAUUUUAUUAUCUUUUGAAUACUAAAUUGUAACCACUGUAAAAUUCAGAUUUGAAG
Messenger RNA from Macadamia integrifolia, 1771 nucleotides. RefSeq names its product rust resistance kinase Lr10-like. The transcript has 2 exons. Bases 180 to 1418 code for a protein of 412 amino acids. Gene Ontology annotation, molecular function: ATP binding; protein kinase activity. Gene Ontology annotation, biological process: protein phosphorylation. The record is from RefSeq and is a predicted model, not a curated record. NCBI's taxonomy places the organism in Eukaryota, Viridiplantae, Streptophyta, Magnoliopsida, Proteales, Proteaceae.